UCUCCUUUCAGCCACUCCGCAGCCAAAACCACAAACAUGAACCAUCUCAGCUGCCACACUCACCGCCGAUGUCCAGUCUUUCUUCACUUCUCUUUAGACUAAGCUCAUGCCCUGUCCUCCACCAAUUCGACCAAAUACAUGCCCAUUUCAUUACCUCAGGCCUCCUCCGCUCCACCUUUGCAGCAAAUCAUCUUCUCAAAUCCUCCUCCACCUUCCUCAGCUCCCAUCUCACCCUCCUCCUCUUCUCCCAACUCGAUUACCCCGAUUUAUUUUCCUACAACAUAGCCAUAAAGUUACUCUCUCAAACAUCUUACCCUCUCAAAUCCUUCCCUUUGUAUCAAAACCUGCUCCUGAGGGGCCUCCACCCCAAUGAGUACACCUUCUGCUUCCUUUUUGAUUGCUGCUCCCAAAACCUGGCUCUCCUCCAUGGUUGGCAGCUCCAUGCCCACCUCAUUAAGUAUGGACUCAACCUCGCCAUGCACUCAUCUACGUCGCUGGUUCACCUGUAUGGUCGCUGCGGGUCUCUGCGUGAUGCCCAACAGAUGUUCGAUCAAAUGCCUAAUAAAAGCAAUGUUUCCUGGGGUGCAAUGAUCCAUGCUUUUCUUACCCAUGGAGAGUUGAUGCCAGGCUUGAAGUUGUUUUCUGUGAUGUGCAGGUCUUAUAUUUUCCCAAGCAAUGGGACUUUAGUUAGCAUUCUCUCAUCAUGCGCUGAGCAUGGCAAACUGGACAUCGGCCGGGCCAUGCACAGCCACAUAGUGCCACGGAUGUUUUCUCUGCAAUGCCCGCUAAGAACGUAGCAUCAUGGAACUGCUUGAUUUUUGGACUGGCAAACAAUGGCUAUGGAGCCAAAGCUGUGGACUUCUUUGAACAAAUGAAGCAAGAGCUCAAUGUGAGGCCCAAUGGAGUCACAUUCCUCGGUGUCCUGCAAGCCUGCGUCCAUGCCGGACUGGUUGAGAAUGGGGUUCAUUAUUUUACACAGAUGAGCAGAGAUUAUGGAAUCAUGCCGAGUUUGAAGCAUUAUGGGUGCAUCGUCGAUCUUUAUGGGAAAGCAGGGAGGUUUAAGGAGGCCAUGGAAGUCAUCAGAUUCAUGCCCAUGAAGCCUGAUAGUGUGAUAUGGGUGGCGUUGUUCAGUGCCUGCAGAACUCAUGGAGAUAGGGAACUGGGAGAGCUCAUGUCUGCCAAUGUUAUUAAGCUAUUUGCUGAUGAUUCAUGUGGAUACUUGCUUCUUUCUGAUGCUUAUGCAAUCAGAAGACGAUGGGAUGAAGUUAUUUGUGUUAGGAGAAUGAUGCGAGAAAUGGACAUUAAGAAAGUGCCUGGUUUCAGUUCCAUUUUUGAAGUUGGAAGCUUCUGUUAGUAAGAGGAUGCCAUUUCUAGCAUGGAAGUAUGAUUUUUUCCUCAUUUCUCGGAGAUUUACUGCGCCACCGAGCCAUGAAUUUGGAUCUCAGAUUCUGGAAAUGUGGUUUGUACAAGAGAUGGAUUAGUAGAGGAAAUAGGAUGGUUAUGAUCAUCGGAGCCAUCAUAGGUGGAAAAAAAAUCAUCGUACAAUGACGGAUCUGAUGAAGAGGAGCGAAGCGGAUACCAUGAAAGAUAGAGCCGGAGAAGAUGAAUCUCUGAUGAGACGGAGCAGAGAAGAGCAUUGGCAGCAUACUUAUUGGGAUAAAAGAGAGUUUUGGCAUUUCCAGUUAGGAUUAGGCUUGUAAUGUGCUCGGGCUCGGCUUAAUAAGUGGUUUAUGGGCUGGGGUUAAUGUGCUAACAAGCCAAGCUCAAGCUAGUCUCGGCUCAACCAGUUAGCU
Molecule: messenger RNA, 1793 nt
Organism: Phalaenopsis equestris
Lineage: Eukaryota; Viridiplantae; Streptophyta; Magnoliopsida; Asparagales; Orchidaceae
Product: pentatricopeptide repeat-containing protein At1g08070, chloroplastic-like
Exons: 2
Coding region: 779-1354 (191 amino acids)
Biological process (GO): RNA modification
Molecular function (GO): protein binding; RNA binding
Source: RefSeq, a predicted model, not a curated record